ACAAUGUGCAUGCGCAAACUGAAGUGCGUGCAUCGGACGAGGGACAGCUCGGUGUUAAUACAAACGACAAACUGCGUUUAUUCUCCAAAUAUCCUCCACGAGAAGUGGCGAUAAUGAAUUAAACGAGCUCCUAAAGACUUGGUGGACAUCUGUUCCUCUGCCACCAACAUCAAAAAACGGACCUGGAGCUUUUUUUUUGCCCAGAUAGCGAACAUUUCAUCAGAGCCUUCACAACUGUCUCAUAAAGGAUGCAAAUCUGCACAUACUAAUGCCGUCUCCUCUCUGGGCUGGAUGUACGCCCCAACUCGCUCAUGGACAGCAGGUGCUCACUUGACAUGUCAGAGUCUGUAUCAGGGAGAGGAUGUCUAAAUGUGAGCUGAUCGAGCUGAAGGACCUCAGUGUCAAUGAUUCCAUCGAGCUGGCUGCUCCUGCGGCCCGCACAGCCCCGCCGCCUGUAAACCAGCCAAGCCACUUCCACGUCGUCCGUCUGGUCGGAGACAGCGUCAGCAUCGAGGCACCCCGGUGUCAGACAGGAGAGGCUGCAGUGGGUCAUGACUUCCAAUCGUACAGUUACACCCAUCUGUCCUGGUGCGACCUGUGUGGAGAAUUCAUCUGGGGUCUUUAUAAGCAAAGUCUGCGCUGCGCCAACUGCAAUUACACUUGUCACUACCGCUGCCGACCGUUCAUCCAGCUGGACUGCAGCACAGAUGGAAGUUUGUUAACAGACCAGGAAGAUUUCUCCGCCGACUCCCUCGAGACAGACACAAAUGUGGACGAACAGAUCGACUGGCGGAAACAGGAGUUGACUGUUAGUGAGAUUCAGCAGAAGGUGAAGGAGUAUAACGCACAGAUCAACAGCAAUCUCUACAUGGUGGUUAAUAAAGACGGGUCCUACACUGGUUUCAUCAAAGUCCACUUUCAGUUACUCCGUCCCAUCUCCCUCCCUCCCCGUCCGAGCCUGUGCUCGUCACCGGAGGAAGAUCAGCAAGGCAGACGGAUGAAACGGCGGACAUCUUUCUACCUCCCUAAAGAUGCAGCCAAGCACCUGCAUAUAAGCUCCCAAACACGUGUGCGUGAAGUCAUCGAGGCACUGCUCAACAAGUUCACGGUGGUGGACAACCCGGCCAAGUUCGCCCUGUUUGAACGUGCUGAGAGACAAAGUCAAGUGUACAUGCGUAAACUGUCUGAUGAUGAGUGUCCCCUCUUCCUGCGCUUGUGUGCCGGCCCCAGUGAAAAAGUCAUGACUCUGGUUUUAAAGGAGAAUGAAACAGGGGAAGUAAAUUGGGAUGCAUUUAGUUUUCCCGAGUUGUGCAACUUUCUGCGGAUCCUGAAGCGUGAGGAAGAAGAGCAUGUGCGGCAGAUUGUGAGGCGCUACGCUCUUGCUAGAGACACAAUGAAGCAGGCCAUGGCGAGGAUUUCUACACCUGGAUGACUUUGGAUUCAAGUAAUUUUCAUAUCUAAACAGGAAGAAGAACGUUCUGAAUAGUAUUAUUGAUGAGUGAUGUAAAUGGGAAGGGAAGAGCUCAGACACAAUGUUUUGAAUAACUGUUGUUUUUGAAGCGAGGAUAUUGAUGUUACAUUUAAUGUGAAAUAUAUAAUUUUGUGCAAGCAAAGUCUCUGUUGUGAA
Plectropomus leopardus (leopard coralgrouper) is the source of this 1627-nucleotide messenger RNA. It is a transcript of the gene rassf1, whose product is annotated as Ras association domain family member 1. Gene Ontology annotation, cellular component: nucleus; microtubule cytoskeleton. NCBI's taxonomy places the organism in Eukaryota, Metazoa, Chordata, Actinopteri, Perciformes, Serranidae. Gene Ontology annotation, biological process: Ras protein signal transduction. The record is from RefSeq and is a predicted model, not a curated record.